This is a messenger RNA of Urocitellus parryii (Arctic ground squirrel), 2388 nucleotides long. RefSeq names its product solute carrier family 10 member 1 (gene Slc10a1). The record is from RefSeq and is a predicted model, not a curated record. Lineage: Eukaryota; Metazoa; Chordata; Mammalia; Rodentia; Sciuridae. Gene Ontology annotation, cellular component: membrane. Gene Ontology annotation, molecular function: bile acid:sodium symporter activity. Gene Ontology annotation, biological process: bile acid and bile salt transport.
UUCUAUUUGCCCAGAGCUAUAUUUUGUUCAGAAACUCUGUCCUGAGAGGGGAUUAAAGAAGGCAUCCAGCAAGGACUGAACAAGGAAGGGAGGCAUCAGUGGAACAAGGGUGAUCUUCUGCUGCCUCCCAGAAGGAUGGAGGUGUACAACGUGUCUGUUCCCUUCAACUUCUCCCUGCCGCCCAACUUCGGCAAGCGCCCCACGGACCUGGCACUGAGCAUCAUCCUGGUGUUGAUGCUGCUCGUCAUCAUGCUCUCUCUGGGCUGCACCAUGGAGUUCAGCAAGAUCAAGGCUCACUUGUUGAAGCCUAAGGGGCUGGCCAUCGCCAUGGUGGCCCAGUAUGGCAUCAUGCCCCUCACUGCUUUUGUGCUGGGGAAGGUCUUCCAGUUGAAUAACAUUGAGGCACUGGCAAUCCUGAUUUGUGGCUGCUCACCUGGAGGGAACCUGUCCAACAUCUUCAGUCUGGCUGUGAAUGGGGACAUGAACCUCAGCAUCGUGAUGACCACCUGCUCCACCUUCUUUGCCCUGGGAAUGAUGCCUCUCCUCUUGUAUAUCUACUCCAAAGGGAUCUAUGAUGGCAGCCUGGAGGAUAAGGUGCCCUAUAAGGGCAUUAUGAUAUCAUUGGUCACGGUUCUCAUCCCUUGCACCAUAGGAAUCAUCCUCAAAUCUAAACGGCCAAAAUAUGUGCCUUACAUUAUGAAGGGAGGGAUGAUAAUCUCUCUCUUAUUCAGCGUGGCCGUCACAGCCCUCUCCAUCAUCAACACAGGGAACAGCAUCAUGUAUGCCAUGACACCACACCUGCUGACAGUCUCCUCCCUGAUGCCUUUUAUUGGCUUCCUGCUAGGCUACCUUCUCUCUGCUCUCUUCUGUCUCAAAGCACGGUGCAGACGCACCAUCAGCAUGGAGACAGGAUUCCAAAACAUUCAACUCUGUUCCACUAUCCUCAACGUGACCUUUCCCCCUGAAGUCAUUGGGCCACUUUUCUUCUUUCCUCUCCUCUACAUGAUUUUCCAGCUUGGUGAAGGGCUUCUCUUCAUUAUUGUCUUCCGGUGCUACAAAAAAUUCAACCCUCCCAAGGAGAAAACAAAACUGAUCUAUACAGCUGCAACAGAAGAAGCAAUUUCAAGAGCUCAGGAAAAUGGCRUCCACAAAGGGGAAGAGUGCUCCCCUUGCACAGCCUAGCCCUUCCCUCGGCAGCCUGGAUUCUGGGCAAAUGGCAACUGAGAAAGCCAGUGUGCUCAACUACAGAGCAGCAAAAACAAAACAAAMACCAGGCUUGUCUUUCUCUAGCACUUCCAAACCACCUCAUUUCUUGCAAAGAGAAGAUUCACUUCAGCAGAAUCAAGGCUUGGUCUGCAGGACAAAGGAAGACUCGCCUAUCAUCCCCUGCUUGUACUGGUUAAAAAAAAAAUGACUUAUCCAGAGACUAUAAACUCUAUGAAGGCAAAAAAUAAUCUGCCUUUUGCCCUAGACCUCUGAACWCAGUGCCUAAUUAGCAUAUAAAACUCCAUUUCUGGGCUAAUCAAUAAAUGGCAUGUUUUACCCAUUAAUCAAAUACUCAAAUCUCCAAGUUUUUUGACCCAAAAGGAAAUAAGUGCUCAAGAACACUGCAGAAUUAGUACACAACAAAAGUUCUAAUAUAAAAGAUCACAUUUCCUUUCUUUUUGAUAUCUUUUGGAUUAUAUUUCGUGAGAAUAGUCGUGACACCAAGCAUGGAAAAGUGGACAUAAAAUGCAAAACAAAGCAAACUCAAAAUAGCAUUCACACUCACAAUGAAAUGUSGAUAUUUGAAAGGUAUCUGAAGACCAUCAGUAGUGAGAAGCUGUAACAAGGUGAAGUCAAAAAACAUAGAACUUCAUUAACAAUCUAUUCCAUCAGCUCAUGACACAUCAGUGGAAUAAAGUAACCCCCCACAUUGGAGGUACACUGUGAACUACUGUCAGAAUGGUUUCCCAAUUGGAAGAAAAAUUUGAAAUACUCUUUUUUCUAAAGAAACUUAAGCUUUUGGGGUAUUAAAUGAAAACAAGCAUUAAUAACCAAUAGGCUGGAGCUCAGUGGUAGAGUGCUCACCUCUAUCUAGCUGAUUACACCUCCUAAGACACACAGCUACCCAGAACAAAGAAAUGAAACAAGAUGUUUAGCUUUUAAGAAAGAUUAAGGUUGGACUUAAAAUGUAUUAUCCUCAAAUUACUUUUAGAGAAUUAGAUCAGAAAUAUAAGCACAAAAAACUAAGGUAAUAUCAUGCCUCACAUAAAGGCUGAUUCUGAAACUGUUUUUAGCAUUACACUCACUCUGCUUAUGACUUCUCAAGUCAUAAAACUUAAAAUUCAAAUUCCCUUUUUGGAACAUUAAUAACCCAGUUACCUGCCAUUUUAAAAUCAGUUUUUU